AUCGUCAUUCGUUAACUAAACAAAGAAAUUUAAGGUUAGAUCUCAAAUGCACUAUUUUCUGAAGUCAAAUAACUGAUAAAUUUAUGAUAUUCGGUGAAUUGCAGUCCAUUUGAAGUAAAAAAGUUAAUUAUCUACUUUGUUUUUAAUACACAUAAUCUUUCAUAAUUUAUACAGUGAAUAAUUAUGGCAAACGUUGCUGCUAAUAAAAUCAUUCCUAAUAAAGCAGACAGUAAAGUAGAAGAUGAGAAAAAUGAAUUGACUGAAGAAGAUAAAAUCCUCCAAGAGGAGCUUAAUUUGUGCGUUGAACGUCUUAUAGAAGAUGACGAGAAACUGUAUUUACCUGCUCUUCUAACAUUAGGCAAGUUAAUACGUGCCUCUACAACAUCAAUGACCUCAGUGCCUAAACCGCUGAAGUUUAUGAAACCACACUACUCCACAAUGAAGGAUAUUUAUAGUAAAUUACGAGAAGAAGAAAUAAAAAGAGUAUGCGCUGAUAUUAUUUCAGUCCUUGCAAUGACAAUGGGAGAAGGAAGGGACUGUUUAAAGUAUAGACUUCUAUCAGAUUUAGAUCAAAUUGGUGAUUGGGGUCAUGAAUACAUUAGACAUUUGUCAGGAGAAAUUGCAUCAGAAUGGACAGAAAUAUCAGGUGAAGGUGAAGAUGAAGUUACAUUAAAAGACAAACUUAUCCAAUUGGCUUGCCAAAUUGUCCCAUAUAAUAUGAAGCAUAAUGCUGAAGCUGAAGCAUGUGAUCUUUUGAUGGAAAUUGAAAGACUCGAUUUAUUAGAGAAAUAUAUAGAUGAUAAUGUGUAUCAGAGAGUUUGUUUAUACCUCACAAGUUGUGUUCCCUAUGUUGCUGAUCCAGAAAACACGACUUUGCUACAAACUACACUACUAUUGUUAAGAAAAUUUAAUCAAUAUCCACAAGCUUUAAGAAUAGCUAUGCAAUUAAACGAUCAUCAGUUAAUUGAGGAAAUAUUCUUAUCAUGUCGUGAUGUAGCUGUGCAAAAGCAACUAGCUUUUAUGUUAGGAAGACAACAAAUUUAUUUAGAAAUUAAUGAAAGUAUUCCUGAUUAUGAUGAUUUGGUUGAGAUAAUGGCUAACUGCCACCUGAACAACCAUUUUCUAAAUUUAGCAAGGGAGUUGGAUAUAAUGGAACCUAAAACACCUGAAGAUGUAUACAAGUCUCAUUUAGAAAACAGCAGGCCCCAGUUUGGUGGUGGUCAAGUUGAUUCUGCAAGACAAAACUUGGCUGCAAGUUUUGUCAAUGGAUUUGUUAAUGCAGCGUUUGGUCAAGACAAAUUACUGAUGGAAGAUGGUAAUAAAUGGCUUUUUAAAAAUAAAGAGCAUGGAAUGUUAAGUGCAACUGCCUCCCUUGGUUUGAUAUUACUUUGGGAUGUUGACGGAGGAUUAACACCAAUUGAUAAAUAUCUUUAUUCGUCAGAAGAUCAUAUCAAAUCAGGUGCUUUACUUGCAUGUGGAAUCGUAAAUUGCGGCGUACGCAACGAUUGUGACCCUGCCCUUGCUCUUUUGUCUGAUUAUGUUUUACAUGUUACUAAUGUGAUGAGAAUUGGAGCUGUGCUUGGUCUGGGUCUGGCUUAUGCUGGCUCCAACAGGGAAGCUGUGCUUAGUCUAUUAACUCCCGUUUUUAGUGAUCCUAAAUCUAGCAUGGAAGUUAUCGGAAUGGCUGGAUUAGCCUGCGGAAUGAUUUCUGUAGGUUCUGGAAAUUCAGAAGUAACAGCUACAAUAAUGCAAACACUCAUGGAAAAAACAGAAACCGAAUUAAAGGACACUUAUGCAAGAUUUCUUCCUCUUGGACUGGGACUUUGUCAUUUAGGGAAACAAGAAGCAAUUGAAGCUAUAAUAGCAGCCCUAGAAGUCAUUCCUGAUCCAUUUAGAUCAAUGGCAACAACAUUGGUGGAAGUUUGUGCCUAUGCUGGUACAGGGAAUGUUCUUAAAGUACAACAGUUACUCCAUAUUUGCUCAGAACAUUAUGAUUCUCAAGACAAAGAAGACUCAUCACGAGAUAGUAAAAAUAAAGAUAAUAAAAGCAAAGAUAAAGAAGAAAAAGAAAAAGAUCUUUCUGCCAGACAAGCCAUAGCUGUGAUCGGUAUUGCUCUGAUAAGUAUGGGAGAGGAUAUAGGAAGCGAAAUGGCAUUCCGUACUUUUGGUCAUUUGUUACGAUACUGUGAACCAGUCAUACGAAGGGCAGUUCCUUUAGCUUUAGGAUUAAUAUCCGUAUCGAAUCCUAAAUUAAGUAUUUUGGACACAUUAAGUAAAUUUUCACAUGAUAGCGACUCUGAAGUCGCCCACAACGCUAUUUUUGCCAUGGGACUCGUUGGAGCUGGUACAAAUAACGCCAGAUUAGCAGCAAUGUUAAGACAAUUAGCGCAGUACCAUGCAAAAGACCCUAACAAUCUAUUUAUGGUUAGAAUAGCUCAAGGUUUAACUCACCUAGGUAAAGGAACUCUAACGCUGUGCCCCUAUCACAGUGAUAGGCAACUACUAAGUCCUGUCGCUUUAGCUGGUCUCUUGGCAACCAUAGUUGGAUUUUUAGAUGUGAAAAACAUUAUUCUGGGAAAGUCGCACUAUCUUCUGUAUACUUUGGCAGCUGCAAUGCAGCCAAGGAUGUUAGUUACAUUUGAUGAAGAUUUAACACCUUUACCAGUACCAGUUCGCGUAGGCUUGGCUGUUGACGUUGUUGGCCAAGCUGGUAAACCAAAAACGAUAACUGGUUUCCAAACACAUACAACGCCUGUUUUGCUGGCUUAUGGAGAAAGGGCCGAGCUGGCAACGGAUGAGUAUAUUCCUUUAACGCCUAUAAUGGAAGGAUUCGUAAUACUAAGAAAAAAUCCAGAACAUAAUCAGUAGUGAUUGUAAUUACAAUACUUCUGUUAUUAAUUUUGUUUCAUUUAUGUAUUUUUGUCGUGAAUAACUGCAAUUGCUUUUAUGAUACUAAUAAAUAAAAAUAAAUUAACAUUU
Messenger RNA from Agrilus planipennis (emerald ash borer), 2979 nucleotides. RefSeq names its product 26S proteasome non-ATPase regulatory subunit 2 (gene Rpn1). The record is from RefSeq and is a predicted model, not a curated record. Lineage: Eukaryota; Metazoa; Arthropoda; Insecta; Coleoptera; Buprestidae. Gene Ontology annotation, molecular function: enzyme regulator activity. Gene Ontology annotation, cellular component: proteasome regulatory particle, base subcomplex; proteasome storage granule; proteasome complex. Bases 184 to 2868 code for a protein of 894 amino acids. Gene Ontology annotation, biological process: regulation of protein catabolic process; proteasome-mediated ubiquitin-dependent protein catabolic process. The transcript has 12 exons.